Molecule: messenger RNA, 1549 nt
Organism: Pelecanus crispus (Dalmatian pelican)
Lineage: Eukaryota; Metazoa; Chordata; Aves; Pelecaniformes; Pelecanidae
Source: RefSeq, a predicted model, not a curated record
CCCGCCUGGGUACCGGGCGCUGCCGCCGGGAUUGUCUCCUUGCACCUCAUCCAGAAACUAUUCUUCCCCUACUUCUGGGCUGACCUGAGAUACCUGCUGAAAGUGUUGAUGUAUGGGCUGAGAGUGGAGACGUACCGGCUGCAAGGGAGGGUUGUCACCGUCCUGGACAAGUUCGUGAAGCUGGCUGAGAAGCAGCCCCACAAGCCGUUCCUCAUCUACGAAGGGAAGGUGCACACCUACCGGGAUGUGGACAGAAGGAGUAACAGGAUAGCGCAGGUCUUCCUGCACUGCGGGGCUCUGAAGAAGGGUGACACGGUGGCCUUGCUGAUGGGCAACGAGCCAGACUUCAUCCACGUGUGGUUCGGACUGGCCAAGCUGGGCUGUGUGGUGGCUUUCCUCAACUUCAAUGUCCGCUCCAGAUCUCUCCUGCACUGUGUCAGUAGCUGUGAGCCCAAGAUACUGAUUGUGGGAGCAGAUUUGCUUGGAACACUUGAAGAAAUUCUUCCUAACCUCCAGAAGGACAUUAGUGUUUGGAUAAUGACCAAAGACUCCACUUUUCCAAGUGUGCAUACCCUUUUAGACAAAAUAGAGACUGCAUCUGAAGACCCUGUUCCAGUUAAUCGACGCUCUGCUGAGAACCUCAAGUCAUCUGUUUUAUAUAUAUUUACUUCAGGAACAACAGGUCUUCCAAAGGCCGCAGUCAUCAGUCACAUGCAGGUUCUUAAAGGAGCUGCUGGAAUGUGGGCCUUUGGUGCUACUGCAGAAGACAUCGUUUAUAUUACUCUGCCUCUUUAUCACAGUGCAGCAUCUCUUCUUGGCAUCGGUGGAUGCAUUGAAUUGGGUGCAACCUGUGUGUUAAAAAAGAAGUUCUCAGCUAGUCAGUUUUGGAGUGACUGCAAAAAGUACAAUGUGACUGUCAUCCAGUACAUUGGAGAACUUUGCCGUUACCUUUGCAGCCAGCCAGUGAAGGAAGGAGAAAAAAGUCACAAAGUCCGACUAGCGGUUGGAAAUGGAGUAAGAAAUGAUGUAUGGAGAGAAUUUUUAGACAGAUUUGGUGCUGUUAAGAUCUGUGAGUUUUAUGGUGCUACUGAAGGAAACAUUUGUUUCAUGAACCACACAGGAAAAAUUGGAUCUGUUGGACGCACCAAUUUCUUUUAUAAGCUUUUUUUCCCAUUUGAUUUAAUCAAAUAUGAUUUCCAGAAAGAUGAACCAAUUAGAAAUAAGCAUGGUUGGUGUGAAAAAGUUAAGAAAGGUGAGGCUGGUCUUCUCAUUUCCAAAGUCAAUGCAAAGAACCCGUUCUUUGGUUACGCUGGCAAUAAGAAACACACAGAAAAGAAAUUACUCUGUGAGGUAUUUAAGAAGGGAGAUCUUUUUUUUAAUACUGGAGAUCUAAUGGUUCAAGACCAUGAGAAUUUUCUUUAUUUUUGGGACAGGAUUGGAGAUACCUUCAGAUGGAAAGGGGAGAAUGUUGCAACUACAGAAGUUUCCGAUGUCAUUGUAAUGUUGGACUUCAUACAAGAAGCAAAUGUGUAUGGUGUGUCAGUGCCAG